AUGAUUUAUGCGGACUUCAAUCUAGAAAAGAGCGGAAUCACCGUGCGCAUUUUCCUGAUGUUAGAAAGAGAGCGCAAUUUCCUGUACAAAAUUUGAAAAAAGAGUGCGCAUUUUCCUUACGUGCGCACGAGAAAAGAGUGCGCACAGCGCGCACUUUCCAGCAUGCCGUUGCGUCGCGUGUGUCUAGUUCAACUGGGGCAAAUGUGUGACGUCACACAUCGAUCGAGAAUUUCCGUAAUCUAAGUUUAGAUAAAUAUGGACUUGAUCCAUGUUGGUAUUAUACUAGUCCUGGAUUAUCUUGGGAUGCUAUGUUAAAAUAUACUAAAGUUAGACUAGAUACUAUUAAUGAUACAGAAAAGUUUUUCAUGAUUGAAGAUGGAAUAAGAGGUGGAAUAGUUAAUGCUAUUAAAAGAUAUACAAAAGCAAAUAAUAAAUACACGUCAAAGUUCAAUCCUGAGGAAAUAUCUAACUUCCUUUUAUAUCUAGAUGCUAAUAAUCUAUAUGGUUGGGCUAUGAAACAAUUAUUACCUCAUAGCAACUUUGUUUUUGAGAAACAAAUCCAACUUAGUAUUUUGAAUAUUUCUAUGAAUGAAGUAAGCAAAUCACAAAUUCGGAAAUACAUAGAAAAUCUUAAUAGUCAAGGAAAAGGGUGUAUUCUAGAAGUGGACUUGGAAUAUCCAAAUGAGUUGCAUCAUAAGCAUAAUGAGUUUCCACUUUGUCCUGAAAUCAGAGACUUUGGUAAUGGAAUCAAAAAGUUGUGUAAUACUUUAGAGGAUAAAACAAAUUAUGUUAUUCAUUAUCAAAACCUGCUACAAGCUCUAGAUCUUGGAAUGAAAUUGAAGAAAGUCAAGAGAAUUCUGACAUUUGAUGAGAGUAAUUGGCUUGCUUCUUAUAUAAUAUAAGAAGCAAGCCAAUUAUAAGUUAUAUUGAUUUGAAUACUGACCUUAGGAAAAAAGCUAAAAAUGAUUUUGAAAAGGAUUUCUUCAAACUUAUGAAUAAUAGUGUAUUUGGUAAGAAAAUGGAGAAUGUUCGCAAUAGAGUUGAUGAUAAAUUAAUAUUCUCUGGUGAAAAUGAAUCGAUGAAGAAUGGAGAAACUCAUUACAUUUCGAAGAAGGAUAGAAUAGCAAAGUUUGCUAAGUUGCCUAACUUCAAUAGGAAUAUAAUAAUAAACAAAGAAUUGAAUCUUGUUGAAAUGGCAACAACUAAAAUAGUAAUGAAUAAACCAAUUUAUGUUGGAUUUGCUAUCUUAGAGCCUAGUUAGUAAAUGGUUGAUGUUUGAUUUUCAUUAUAUUCCAAAUACUACGAAACGAUCACAUAGCUUAUAGCUGUUUGCCCUUAUGGUCUGAACUUUAAAUUCGGCGUAUACGUGAUCUAUCAGAUCGCGUGAGCCGAUCUCACGAGCUUUGCGCAGUGAGACUCAUUCCCAGCUGUUCAAAGCUCUUCGGUCGACGCGACUGAUCAUCAGAUCGGUCGGGGUCCUGUCGGAGUCAGACAGGAUCCUGGUGAGAACCAGGAGAUCUCGUUCACCUGGUUCGAACCGAAAAUCGGAUCCAACAUGGAACCGAGGUCUGAGGCCCUGUGCUACAGAUCGGUCGGGGUUCUGUCGGAGUCAGACAGGAUCCUGGUGAGAACCAGGAGAUCUCGUUCACCUGGUUCGAACCAAAAAUCGGAUCCAACAUGGAACCGAGGUCUGAGGCCCUGUGAUACACAACCCACAGGGACCGCGCUUAAACCAACGGAGACUGAUAUCCGUAAAUUAAGCGAAAGUGGAUCCGUGAAGGAACCAAGGCCCGGGGUCUCACUGACAGUCAGAGUCACUACCCGGACCAGAGCAACAAGAAACUGUUGAUCCCAAAUAGGACCAAUCCUGGAACUCCGAAGUAA
Molecule: messenger RNA, 1884 nt
Organism: Caenorhabditis auriculariae
Lineage: Eukaryota; Metazoa; Nematoda; Chromadorea; Rhabditida; Rhabditidae
Source: the annotation of a GenBank genome assembly